Camponotus floridanus (Florida carpenter ant) is the source of this 3232-nucleotide messenger RNA. RefSeq names its product glutamate receptor ionotropic, kainate 2. The transcript has 17 exons. Gene Ontology annotation, molecular function: glutamate-gated receptor activity; transmitter-gated monoatomic ion channel activity involved in regulation of postsynaptic membrane potential. Gene Ontology annotation, cellular component: plasma membrane; postsynaptic membrane. Gene Ontology annotation, biological process: monoatomic ion transport; modulation of chemical synaptic transmission; synaptic transmission, glutamatergic. Bases 232 to 3027 code for a protein of 931 amino acids. The record is from RefSeq and is a predicted model, not a curated record. Lineage: Eukaryota; Metazoa; Arthropoda; Insecta; Hymenoptera; Formicidae.
UAAAAACAUAUCGAAAAGCAGAAAUUAACAAUUACUAAGAGCUUGGAAAGCUAAACAAGAGAAACAUUUAAAAGCAAAAAUAAAAACGUAAAAAUUAAUAAAAAAAUUUAGUGAUAUAAGCCAUCUGACGGAAAGUACACAAAUUAUUUGCAUGUGAUAAGCGAUCUGAAAUAAAUGCCAUAAUCCUCUACACACCUAGAUUCACCUUAAUUAGUUUAUAGCAUUACAGUAAUGAAGCUGUCUUCGUCCAGCUCAUUUAUUAAAAUGGAUUUACGUCAACGUCCUUUUUUGAUUGUAUCAACAUUAUUAAUAUUAGCAACAUGCAGUCAUGGAACCGUGAAACCUAUAAAAAUAGGUGGAAUCUUUCACAAAGGCGAUGAAGAUCAUAUGUCCACAUUUCUAAAAGCAAUAUCCGAGACAAAAUACGAAUCACCUGCACCCGCAUUCGAAUUCAUUUCUGUCAUCAAGUACAUAGAUGAUAAUACCGACAGCUUUAGGACUGCAGCAGCUGCUUGUGAGCUUCUUGAAGAAGGCGUGGCAGCUAUUUUCGGGCCUACAAGUUCGUAUACUCGAGGAAUAGUCGCAAGUAUUGCCACGCGAUUCGAAAUACCGCAUAUCGAAUACGUUUGGCGGGAAACUGAGGUAUUAAGAACGGAAGCAGAAGAAGAUAAAAAUCCAAUGACAAUAAAUGUGUUUCCGGAGAGUGAGAAUGUCAGCAAGGCUAUCGCCGAUACUGUCGACUCGAUGAAAUGGCAAGGCUUCGUUGCAAUUUACGAAAACAACGAUGGGCUGUCGCGCAUUCAAAAGGCUCUAACAUUGAAACGAGCAAAGGAUAAUUCUGUUGCAAUUCGGGAACUGGGCAAUGGACCAGAUUAUCGCCCAAUGCUCAAAGAGAUACGCAAUUUGUCUAUUUCCAAUAUUCUCCUUGAUGUUCAACCGGAAAAGAUAAUUAACGUUCUCCGUCAGGCGAAAGAAAUUAAAUUACUUGCAGAUUAUUCUAAUUUUGUCAUAACAUAUUUGGAUGCAUCCAAACUACCUAUUGUCGAGAUACGAAACGGUACCAACGCCAAUAUUACCGGAUUCAGUUUAAGGGAAAAUGAUGUAGAAGAUGUUAACUGGCUAGAUUCGGCAAUUCUCUAUGAUGCGGUAUUCUUGCUGCAAAAAGCGAUAGAAACUUUAAAUUCAAGGAAUAUUGAUAACGAAUUUAUAAGGAAUCUGAUUGAUCCUGUAUCACUUUCUUGCAAGAAAAAUGACAAAUAUCAAGCGGGACCUAAUAUUACGAGUAUUAUACGAGAGUUAUCAAAGAUGGGGAAGAUAACAGGUGCAAUGAAUAUUGACGAAUAUGGCCGUCGAUGGGACUUUAAAAUCCAAAUACUGGACUUUCGAUCGGAAAUAAUAAAAACAGGUUUCUGGGAUAAAAAUGGUCUACAGUUUAACUCUGAAACGGAGAAGGAAAUGGAAAGUUAUUUAUAUAAAUCUAUCAAAGAGAAAGAAUUCAUAAUUAGCACCAUAGUGGGUGCACCUUAUGUAAUGGAAGCCAUUGAUGCAUCAGAAGAUACCAUUUUAAUCGGUCAGAAACAUUACGAGGGUUAUUGUAUCGAUCUUAUCAAACACAUCGCAAAAGAUUUAGGGUUCUCAUAUAAAUUUGAGAUUGUGCCCGGAUCACAAGGCACUUACGAUCCAAAGACAAAGAGUUGGAACGGUCUAAUCAGACACCUUUUGGAUCAUAAGUCCGAUCUGGCAAUUUGCGAUUUGACAAUCACUUUUGCACGUGAAUCGGCCGUAGAUUUUUCGAUGCCCUUCAUGAAUCUCGGUAUAAGCAUCUUAUUUAGUAAGCCAGAAGAGAAGGACCCAGAUUUAUUCUCCUUUUUGAGCCCAUUGAGUACUGAUGUCUGGAUGUACAUGGCGACAGCAUAUCUUGCCGUAUCCAUAAUGUUGUUUGUUCAAGCAAGAAUGGCACCUGGUGAAUGGGACAAUCCGCAUCCAUGCAAUGCCGAACCUGAAGAAUUAGAAAACAAUUUUGACUUGAAAAAUUCGUUAUGGCUCACCAUUGGUUCUCUUAUGCAACAGGGCAGCGAUAUCUUACCUAAGGCACCCAGCAUUCGGACGCUCACGACCAUGUGGUGGUUUUUCACAUUGAUCAUGAUAUCCUCCUACACAGCUAAUCUUGCAGCUUUUCUUACUGCAGCUCAGAUGGAAACACCUAUCAACAACGUCGACGAUUUGGCUCGACAAACGAAAAUUAAGUACGGAUCCGUUGGAGGUGGUGCAACAUCAUCAUUCUUCAGGGACUCAAAUUAUUCGAUAUAUAAACGGAUGUUUGCAACAAUGAUGGAAACGAAACCAAGCGUAUUCACUAAGGAUAAUAAAGAAGGUGUCGAGCGAGUUGUCAAAAGCAAAGGAUUAUAUGCAUUUUUAAUGGAGAGUACCACCAUAGAAUAUCAAAUGCAGCGAAAUUGUGAGAUUGACAAAAUCGGUGGGCUUAUCGACAACAAAGGCUAUGGCAUAGCUUUACCGCGUAAUUCUCCAUACAGAACACCAAUCAAUAGCGCGAUCUUGAGGCUAGGUGAGAAAGGUACUUUGCAACAGUUAAAGACACGCUGGUGGCGAGAAAAGGGUGGCGGAUUAUGCGACACGGAUGAUACAGAAACUGCCAAUACUGGCGAACUAGGAAUGGCAAACGUUGGAGGCGUCUUUCUUGUUUUAAUGUUAGGUUGCGGUGCCUCGUUGAUCCUCGCUAUUGUUGAAUUCCUUUGGAAUGUACGAGACGUCGCAGUGAGAGAAAAAAUUACACCAGGAGAAGCGCUAAAGGCCGAACUAAGGUUCGCAGUGAAUAUUUGGGAAACGAAGAAACCAGUUAAAAUCGCUAAAAGUAGCAGUAGUGCAACUUCUUUAGAGGGAGGAUUCACUAGAGCUGCAUCUACAGCUCGUUCCAUCGUUGGCUCGUUUUUACGUCUUGAUAUACUCGACAAAAUAGAUAAAGAUCAUGAUACAAAUAAUCGUAGCAAUGAUCGUAAGAUUAAUUAAUUACUAGGCGAAUUAAAAUUAACCAUCGUUUUUUCAACAGAAUUCUGCAUCAAGAGAUAUUUAUGUAAUAAAGAAUUCUAUAAUAUAUAUAUUAAUUAGAUAUUUAUUUAUUAAUAUAGAGUAACCGAAAAAAGAAAUUUCCUGCUUGUCAAAUUGCGGAAACCUGCACUAUAUAUUUGUAUAUCUCACAAUGUUUCUGUACUGG